Arachis stenosperma is the source of this 621-nucleotide messenger RNA. Its product is annotated as LEAF RUST 10 DISEASE-RESISTANCE LOCUS RECEPTOR-LIKE PROTEIN KINASE-like 1.1. The transcript has 2 exons. The record is from RefSeq and is a predicted model, not a curated record. Gene Ontology annotation, biological process: protein phosphorylation. Gene Ontology annotation, molecular function: ATP binding; protein tyrosine kinase activity. Bases 1 to 621 code for a protein of 206 amino acids. Lineage: Eukaryota; Viridiplantae; Streptophyta; Magnoliopsida; Fabales; Fabaceae.
AUGGUUCAAGAAUUUUAUGACAACCUUUGGAUCACUUAUAAGGAUGUCGUCGAAGUUAAUGAGAAGCCACCAAAGUUUUGCAAACUUAGAGAUGGGUGUGAGAUUAUAAUUGAAAGAGUAUCAUCCAAUGACAAGAGGCAAAUAUUUCAGCAGUUCCUCAAUGAAAUUUUGGUUUCCAAUAUCCUGCAUCACAAAAAUCUCGUGACAUUUCGCGGUUAUGCCUUUCAUCAUGAGGAAUUCCUGGUAGCACAUGAAUAUCUCUCCAAUGGCACUCUUGCUGCUUAUCUUGAAUGUGAAAUCCAACAUAAUAAAUGCACAUUACCUUUGCUUACUCGAAUGGAAAUCGCCAUCGAUAUUGCGAAUGCAUUGAGCUAUCUUCACAAGCAUGGCAUCAUCCACCCUAACAUAAACUCCAGCUAUAUUCUGCUAGAUAAAAACAUGUGUGCUAAAGUUGCUGGCUUGUACUUAUCAAGGAAACUUCCAGAGGAUGUUUCUGUCAAUGCCACCAGCGUUGUUUCAAUUUCAAGUGAUAUAGCAAAAACUUGUGUUUACAUUGACCCAGAGUAUGUGUGUCUCAAUGCAGAGUCAGCACCAAGAAUGAUGUUUAUAGCUUCGGAGUAG